GGAGUUGAUUUCUCGUCUGGGAAAAGCUGUUAGUUGUUGGUGGACAACAGAAGUCUCAGCACAGAGAAGAGCAGAGAAGUUUCCUGUUGAGACUCACUCAAAGAAAACCCCAAAGGAGAACUCUGAGAACUCAUUUGGGCAUGAAGCUUCCAGGGCAAAGGGGUACUCUUUACAUAGAUAAAUGCCAUCUACUGAUCAGCAGAUGCAAGCGGAUUCUUCUCCGGACUCCUGUGGCUCAUGGGAUGAGGAUCUGGCUCCGAGGAGGGCAACUGCCCUUCCUGCUGCUGCUCUGUGGUCUGCAGACACGCACCGGGCGUGCUGAGGUUGCAGUUAAAAUUGACUUUGAUUUGGCGCCAGCUUCCUUUGAUGAUCAGUACCACGGCUGUAGCAAACAGGUCAUGGAGGAGCUAAAUCAAGGAGAUUAUUUCAGAAAGGAACUAGACACCCAUAAGAAUUAUUCCAAGGUGUGGCACAAAGCCCACUUAACCUGGUUGAACCAAGCCAGAGUUCUCCCCAAGGACAUGACAAUUACACAUGCUGUGGCUCUCCUGGUUUACACAUUGAAUAACAAUGUGCGCUCUGACUUUUCUAGGGCCAUGGCCAGUGCUGCCAGGUCUCCACAGCAGUAUAGACAUUCAUUCCAUUUCAAAUAUCUACACUACUACCUGACCUCAGCAAUCCAGCUGCUGAGGAAAGAGACCAUUGUGAAGAAUGGUACCUUGUGUUAUGAGGUACAUCACAGCAUGAAGGAGUUCCCCUUUGAAGCCCACAUAGGUGCCACCAUUCGAUUUGGCCAAUUCAUUUCUACCUCCCUCCUAAAAGAAGAGACACAGAAGUUUGGGAGCCAAAUGCUGUUUACCAUAUUUACCUGCAUGGGUGUACCUGUACAAGACUUCUCCCUCAGGAAGGAAGUCCUGAUCCCUCCGUAUGAGUUUUUUGAAGUGGUAAAUACCAGCUACCAUUCAAAAGGAUCUUGGUUGCAGUUGCAGUCCGCUGGAAAUCUGAGCACAUCUAACUGCCAGCUGCUUAAAGCUUCCAGCAAGAAGUGCGUCCCUGCUCCUAUGGUUAUUGCUUCUUUCUCCUUUUUGGCCAGUGUUAUCAUAGCUUCCAAAAGAAAAGUACAAAGGAAUCCUGCAGCUCCUUUUUAAAAUAUACAUAUGCAAAUGAAAAAUUUGUAUUGCUUUUGCUAAUAAUGGGAAGUUGUUUGCCAGAAAGGAUGAUUCCGUGAUGCUUCUGCUGAAACCAGUGUGGCCUCCUCUUUGCUAGUUCUGUUUUGCCUUCCCUGUACACCUUUGCCUUUUCCAGUCAGGGCACCCUGAAUACCCCUGGAGAAUCAUUCUGCACACCUACCAUUUGAUGCACAACUGUCCCAGAUCACUGCUUAUCAGUUGGCCUAUAACUCAUACCUUAGCCAAUCAGUACAAUUUUUUCUCCAUUAAAGCAGAAGUUUAUGCUGAAAAAGAAAGUAACUCGGUGAUUAUAGCCUAUGAGAUUAGAUCAAGGUACUUUUUAGAAAUUUGUUUUGGGAGUAGGGUAGGAAUCUCUUUUUUGAGUAGAGCAAGUAUGAGCUUACAGAUGCUAGAAGCUAUCUUACCAGCAAGAGAGGAGACCUGACUCCUUGAGAAAGCAGCUAACACAAUGAAGGAAGAACUGAGAAAUGAAAACAAAGUGAGACCCAUUGAGAGUGUAUGACCCUCUAGAUCCAUCGGGAUCUGAAGCUGAGUAUCCUUUUUCUUCACAUAAAUCCAGAAGUAAUAUUUUGCUUACAUAAUUUGAAUUACAUAUUCUUUCUCACACAAUUGAAAGAAAUUCUGAUGAACACAAAUUCCCUGCCCUUUUUUUUUAGUUUAGUGAUCCUAUAAAGGAACAAAUCAAAGAAGACUUUACCCCUACAACUUUAAAGCAAAGAAAAAAUUGAUCAUCAAAUGGAAAAGUUUUGAGUCACAGAGACCUAACCAAAGUGUAAAUUUUCUUCAGAGGUUUUCAUUGAAAUUCAAGAUCAAAUUAUUGUGGUCUCAGAUGAGAAGAAACACAGAAUCUUAAGCAAUAAAAGAGAAAGGUAAUAAAAUAUGUUAAUGAAAUCUCAUUCACUGCCAGUUAACAGGGAGCUACAUACAAGCUCCUAAAAUACUACAAAAGCUAAAAUUUAAAUUCAUUUUUGUUUAUAAAGGACUAAAUGAAAUUUUUGACUUAAAAUCUUCAGAAUGAGAGUUUUCAAAGUGGUGGAAUAGAAGAGGACGUGUUCCUGGCUGCUCUGUGGAGUGAAACCAAGAAAGCAGAUAGGAAGCUUCUCAGGAAGGUGGGUGAACAAAAAAAGUGGGGAACUUCACUGGAAUUUAAAACUGGACCUUCAAAGCAGAUCAGGGACUUGGGAGGUUGAAUGCAAUAAAAUAUGGAAGAAAUCCCCAGUAGUAUGGCCACUGCUGUGGCCAGGCCUGAAGGACCAGUCAGAGCAGUCCCUCCAUGAGCUCAGUGGAGGGAUAAAGGAAUUAAAAGAAUCACAUUUGUGGGAGGCCUAAGGCGUGGAUGGGUACAGAGCAUUUAGAGACCAAGUGUUGUCCAACAAACCUGAAGGACACACUGCACAUCCAUGUGCGGGGAAAGAAACCACCAUCUCUCCAAGCAGUAUGUGGAGUACAAAGGAAGGAACCGUUUUGCAAUUGUGGUACAGGGACCAGCAGGUUGAUUCCUGGCAAUCCUGAGUUUGGCCUAAAAUGCAGGCUCAGUAAACCCACACUGCACGACAAAGAGUGUGCUUAAGUGACCAGGAAAAAAAAUUGAACAUGGAAAGACACACAUCUAGCUGGGAAUUCAGAAGGGCAGGAGUGAGAGAGAUUGGAGGCUGAACCAGAGACCAGGAAACAUGGGGACUGAAGGUCACUUAGGGGACUAAGAAUUGGCUCCCCCACCACAUGAGUGGAACCCAGGGGAGAUCCCUGGGGUACAGUUUUCCAGCAUGUAUUAGAAAAAACUGGACUCUGAAGGUGUACUGAUUUAAAACUUCCAGACCAAUUGGCAUUCAGGGAAGAGCCUGGAGCCCAGCUGAGCCUAAACCCUGCCUCCAGGAAUUCCGUCUAUGGGAUUAACUCCCUCACUCCAGCAAUCCAGAGGGUGGGACAUCAGAUGACCCUACCUAAAACUGCUAAGAAGAGAAAUUGAAAAACUUUCAAACUCCAACAGAAAGAAUUCUUUAAUUUUUCUUCAAGAUCUUUUUUUCUUCUGUUUAAUUAUGACUGUAAUGAUAAAUGGACAUUUAUACAUAUUCAUAU
Sciurus carolinensis (gray squirrel) is the source of this 3269-nucleotide messenger RNA. RefSeq names its product ADP-ribosyltransferase 4 (inactive) (Dombrock blood group) (gene Art4). The transcript has 3 exons. Bases 141 to 1148 code for a protein of 335 amino acids. NCBI's taxonomy places the organism in Eukaryota, Metazoa, Chordata, Mammalia, Rodentia, Sciuridae. The record is from RefSeq and is a predicted model, not a curated record. Gene Ontology annotation, molecular function: NAD+-protein-arginine ADP-ribosyltransferase activity; NAD+ poly-ADP-ribosyltransferase activity.